This is a messenger RNA of Pimephales promelas (fathead minnow), 2621 nucleotides long. RefSeq names its product caspase-6. The record is from RefSeq and is a predicted model, not a curated record. Gene Ontology annotation, molecular function: cysteine-type endopeptidase activity. Gene Ontology annotation, biological process: apoptotic process; positive regulation of neuron apoptotic process; proteolysis. Lineage: Eukaryota; Metazoa; Chordata; Actinopteri; Cypriniformes; Leuciscidae. Gene Ontology annotation, cellular component: cytoplasm.
CCCAGUGAUAGGUUAACUGUUGUGUUUGCUGGCUGACUAGUCACUCAGGUCUGCUACUGCUGUCUUUAGUUUAAAGUUAAAACUCUCCUCAGUUUCACUCAAAUUCGCUCCGCAGAAUCAACGAUGGCAACCCAAGUCAAGAGCGAUGAAUCCGGAGCUGUGGAGAAGGACAGCGCUUCAGCAGGACUCACAGUCAGAGAGAACAUAACGGAGACCGAUGCCUUUAAUCAAAGUUUAUAUAGUCUGGAUCCUAACGAGGCGUAUAACAUGAAUCACAAGAAGCGAGGAAUGGCUCUGAUCUUUAACCAGGAAUCUUUCUACUGGCAGCUUGGGAUGAAUAUCCGUUCUGGCACAGAAGCAGACAAACAGAACCUUGUUCGAAGAUUUCAAGAGCUGGAUUUUGAAGUGAAGGCUUACAAUGAUUAUAAACGGGUUGAAGUUUUAGGCAAAAUCAAAGAAGCUGCUGCUGCUAACCAUGUGGAUUCAGACUGUUUCGUUUGCAUCUUUUUAAGUCAUGGGGAAAAUGGCCACAUCUAUGCUAAUGAUGGGAUGAUUGAAAUUAAAGAAAUCACUGAUUUGUUCAAGGGGGAUAUGUGCCGUAGCCUUGUAGGGAAACCCAAGAUUUUCAUCUUGCAGGCUUGUCGUGGUGACAAGCAUGAUGAUCCUGUGACACCAAUGGAUGUGGUGGACAGUCAAGCGGGCAAUACCGUGGUGGUGGAUGCGGGGGUGCUCUACACCCUUCCAGCAGGAGCAGACUUCCUCAUGUGCUACUCAGUGGCUGAGGGAUAUUACUCUCACCGUGAGACUGUAAAUGGCUCGUGGUACAUCCAGGAUCUGUGUGAAAUCCUGAGGCGUUAUGGUUCCACACUGGAGUUCACUGAGAUCCUGAUGCUUGUCAACAGGAAAGUUUCAUUGCGCAGCGUUGAAAACUGCAAAGAUCGCUCGGCUAUAGGCAAAAAACAGGUGCCUUGUUUUGCGUCCAUGCUCACUAAGAAGCUGUUUUUCAGGCCUAAGAAGUAGUAUUAGUGUUUGGGGCUACAGCAGGUACAAAAUCAGGGAUUAUAUUAUUUUAAGUGGCUUUAUUUCGUGCUCUUAUAUACAUCUUUUUCAAAAUGGGAAUUUAAGAAUGUUUGCAUAUUUUAGCCUUGAGGUUUAACAGUUGGUCUUACAAAGUGGAAAUAGUAGCAUUUAGGUUUUGAAUUGCCUGCAGGCUUUGGUGAGGCCUUUCCCAGUUAUUUGUGGUAAAAAAAAAAAGCUCUGUGCUCUCGCAAAUUUAAUAUAAUUUAGAGGAGACCUAUGAAAAAUGAGAUGUUUUACACAUAUUUAUAUCAAACUUGUUCACUACAUUUAAUCAUGAUCUGUCAUUAAUAGAACAGUCAACUACGCCAUGAUAAUCUCUUUCAUCUGUUAUUUUAGUCUGAAAGGGGGAACAAAACAAGACACUCCAGUUAUACAGCUGAAACAAACUUGAAAAUCAUCUUAGAACACAUUCCUACUUACCAACCAGCUUUGCGAUUAAAAAAAUACUCGAACAAUUGUGGGAUAAAUGAUUUAAAUGGGGAUUGUGUUUUGUUGUUAACACUGUGACUUUUAGAGGUCCGGCCACAAAGAUACACUACACUUUUUAAUGUGUCUGUCUUGUAACAUGUUGCUGUUUGGUGUUGAGUUUUGUCACAUGGCGCUUGUUUCGUAAAGAAUUAAAGAAAACACACAUCCUCACACCGUUGGUGCUCCUAUCAUAAUGACAUGAACUGAAUGUCUUUAUACAUUCUUUGCUCAGUUCUGUAAACAUGGGAUGGAAUUUUUACUGAACAAGCUUUUAAUUGUGAAUCAUGUCCUCUUUGUAAAGACGUGUUUGGUAUGAGGUCUUCAAUUUCCCAGUAAUGUGACAUUGGGUGGGACAUUGGGUGUUCUGCAACAUAAUGUAUAAUAAUUCAGUAUGUGAGCAAUCUGAACUGCAUACGAUUCUUUUGCUAGAUGUUCAGGUGCAGGUUUUCCCCAACUGUUGAAUUGAACAUUGUUUUAAGCAUUUGCUUGAAACAUAGCCUGACUUCGUCAUACUCAUAUUCUUGUCGAACUUCCCGACCAAAAACUGUUGUGGGCAGGGUUCGGGCUGGCAUCCAGGGUACUUGAAACAUGGAUUGGGAUUUAGAAUGUUUUCCAGUAAUUAAUGAUUUUUUUUUUUCAAGAAAUUAUGUAAGAUCACAGGGGAUAAAUAAUUUACUCUAUAUUCUAAUAGGGCUUCAACUGUUAAAACAUUUAGGAACUUGAGUCUUAUUAAUUUUUCAUUCUUUGCUAAUUAUCAUUGUCUUGAUAAUGUUGUGGAAUUUAAAUAGAUUUUUUUACCGUAUCUUUGACUGCAUGCACUUUUUAUUAAAAUAAAUGGGAAUAUAGAAUUAAAUGGGGAUUCUAGUUUUGUUUUUUACUCUGAUUCUUACAUGCUUUGGCUGAAAUUUUGAAACAAUUGAUUUUUACAGAUCCUGCUACAAAGAGACACUACACUUCUUUAAUGUAUCAAAUAUUUUGGUCACAGUCUUUUGACCUGUUGCCUUAUUGCCUUAUUGAGUUUUGCUCCAUGUACCACUUGUUUCAUAAAGAAUAAAGUAAUUAUAUUAUGAGAC